This is a messenger RNA of Drosophila innubila, 8345 nucleotides long. RefSeq lists its product as uncharacterized. The coding region runs from base 534 to 7643 and encodes 2369 amino acids. The transcript has 7 exons. The record is from RefSeq and is a predicted model, not a curated record. Lineage: Eukaryota; Metazoa; Arthropoda; Insecta; Diptera; Drosophilidae.
GAUUGUGACCGGAGACGAUAAUUGUUAAGUUGACUAUGUGUGCGUAAAAAUUUGUAGAAAAUAUUGUGUUUUUGCAAACUACGAAGCGCAAUAAACGUUUCUUAUUGUUUAUUAAGCUAACAAAACUUAGUGCAUCUUAUAAGGAAAUAAAAAUGUUGUAUAAAUGUGAAUAUUAAAAGUUAAGGACAAGAGUUUACUCAACAGUUUGUGAAGCAUUGCUACGUGCCAAAGUUUAAGAAGCACUGCGGUUGCAACAGUUUUAGACGCUGACAUGAAAACCGAUAGCCGAUUCGUCUUAUACGGAGACCUAUCGAUAGGUUUGCGUAAGCGCAGCCAACUUAACAUAAAAAUGUAGCUGUAAAGAAGUAGAAAAAUCGUAUAUGAACAAGGAGUAAAAGUUGAAAAUAAACAUAAAUACAUGAAAAUCCAGGCAUAUGAUACUCUGCGCUAGCUAAAAACACAAAGGCGACAAUUGUACAUAAAUUUCAAGUCGAUAUAAGUACACACAGACACAAAUACGGCGUUGCAUCAGCAUGCCAAAUUCCGGCGACUGCAGUGAUGCAGAGAUGAAUCAGCCGUCUUGCAGCAGGAAGGCUGUACACAAUAAAAAUACAAAUAAUGAUCGCGAGAAGAGAAAUCGACGGAUCAUCAUGCGAAUUGAGUUUAACGAUUCCGAUGACACGGACGCGGAAGACGCGUGCUCAGUCUCAAGCAAUGGAAAUAAUGACACUGCCGUAGGUGCGAGUGUUGACCUUGAUACGCGGCCUUCGUGUUCAACGGUGUCACAACUCCGCCGAAGUAGCCGUUCAAAACAAUUAAGACAACUGCCACAUGCCAUUAAGGACGUUAAGUCGAGUGGAGCAACGAGAAGAUCUGCUCGCCAAUUCCGAAGACGUAGUGAUAACAAUGAUAUGGAGCCUGAAGGCGGCUUUUCAUCCAGCGGCAGUGAGAUCGAAGAACGACCAACAAGAAAGCGGGAUCGCGGCAAGCGUAUGAAAGUUAAUGUUUCCGAGGACGAACAACUUGAUGGACAAGAGGUGAAGAAUGAUAUAAACAGGACAAAUGCUGUAGCGGAUGUUGAUGUCGGGGCAAUUUCCGAUAGCAGCAACAGUAGCAGCAAUGAACUACUUGAGAAAUGUCCCAUUUGCCUGUUUACGUUCCGGCAACAGGAGAUUGGCAAACCCGUCACAUGUGAGCACUCGUUUUGUGCGGCCUGCAUUGAGGCCUGGGCCAAGAACGUUCAAACCUGCCCUAUCGAUCGACUAGAGUUUGAUAGAAUCAUUGUGCUCGACAACUUUGAGAGACGCAACGUGAUUCGCGAAGUCCGCGUUGAUCUGAGCAGCUGCAAAACGGUGCUCAUCUUGGAUGACGAAGACGAUGUUGCGGGUGUGGCGGACGGUGUCGAUGAAGUGACCAAUUGUGAGAUAUGCAACAGUCCGGAGCGCGAAGAUAUCAUGCUACUGUGCGAUAGCUGCAACCAGGGAUAUCAUAUGGACUGCUUGGAUCCGCCUCUGUUUGAAAUACCCGAAGGUUCCUGGUACUGUGACAACUGCAUUGAUUCAAAUGACGAGGAUGAGGACGAAGCUUUGGAGCUUGCCGAGGAUUUGAAUACGCUGUACGAAGACCUACGCGGUAUGGGACUGCCCGAGACCAGAUUGCGUGUCCGCCAAGUCCAACAGCCACGCAUUCUCCGCACUCGUCAAAACGAACGUAUACGGGCAGCGGUCUUGCGUCACACACGUACGAGAUCCGCAGCUGGCGCGCAGACGGAAACGACAACCACAACGCGUACAACCACACGACGUAACCAUAGUAGCACAACAACGCGAACCACUCGCACCAGCACAAGCACCACAACAACCAGACGUGGACGCUCUAGACGAACCCGUCAUCGCACCUAUGUGGUGGAGUAUGAUCUCAAUAAUUUCGAUGAAAAAUUUGCGGUCAAGACGAGUAAAAAGGUCAUACGACGUCGACGCAGACGAAAGGCAACUAGACGAGCUCGUUCCCAGGCAGGCACACGAAGGUCAAGUGAUGGCGUCCGGAUGACGGCCAGCAAACGUCUGGCGGAACAACUUGGCGUUAAGGUUGACGGUGUGCGUGGUUCCCAUAUAAGUGGCGGCAGUGCGUCCAGUUUUACGCUAUUCGGCAAUGCCAAUGAUUUGGAAUACUUUUCGGAUAGCGACGAUGUGCGCGAAGAUGUUGGAGCAGACAUUGCGGCUGGACAUUCGGGGGCGACAGCAGUUCAAACAUCAGUUCGCAUUGGCAGCAUUGGAAGCCAAAGGAAUCGGAAAGCGCUUCUUCUGGGCAAAGCGAGAACAGCAGCCACAACACAUACUGCGGCCAGUGAUAUUCUUUCCAGCAUUAUGGAUAUGCAGGAUCGUUGGCAUGGCGCAUCGCGUAAUCUGAGCGAGGUGCACAUCAAUGCCGAUGGCAGUCUCAAUUUGCCACAACGCAAACCGACAGAUGUGACCAAGUCAGCCACAGAGCAUAUCACUCAAGCUCCACUUUAUCAACGGGGUGGUGCUGGACCUAAUUUUGGACGAGGCGGUGGUGGCAACUACAACAAUCGCUAUAGCGGCAACAACAACAGCAGCAACAACAACUAUCGUGGAGGUGGUGGAGGUGGCAGUGGAAACUCUGGUAAUCAGUAUCAAAGGCAUUCCACUGGCGGCAUUGGCGAUAAUACAUCCAACCAAUCUUUCAAUAGCAACAAUAAUAAUACAUCAAAUCCACACUUUCAACCGUUCCACAUGCGCUACAAUGCUCCCAAUCAACAACAACAACAGCAGCAGCAGCAACAAAAACAACAACGUAAUCAAAAUAUGCAACAAUCCCGCCAAUCAUCAGUAUCAUCAUAUUCCGCCUCCCCGUCAGCUGUUACGCCCUCAACGAGCUUUACGCACAGCAGCUUUCCACAGCAACCACAGAGGCAACUCUUUGGCGGAUUGCCCGCGCCGGUGAAUACUCCAGCUUUAAGCACUAGCAUGUCAAUGCCACCGGUUUUGACAGUACCACCGCCACCGGCACCGCCGCGCAGAUUAUCCUGGAACAACUCAUUGUUUAAACUGAACACAGAUUAUGGGAAUAAACCCAAUGCGGAUAAGGAUGAUGAGGACGAUGAUGACAACUGUCCGAAUUUCUCAAUUUACUCGCAAGAAUCACAAGCGGUGGCCACUGAAUUAUUUGCUCCACAAACGGCGGCCAGAAGUUCUGAUAAGGAUGACGACGAAAUGAAUGAAGAUUUAGUACAAUUAGACGAUGAUGAAGACAUACCAUUGCCGCCAGAGCCCCAAGUUGAGCCUAAAAUGGCCAAUGCGAACGAGGAUCGCAAAGCGGGUAGCGAUCUCUACGAGCCAGAGAAUCCGACAGAAGAGCAAGAAGAUGACCAGGAUGAGAUAGUUGCAAAGCCAGUCGAAAAUAAAAACGAAGAAGAAACUCGGGAAGCCAGCAAUCCAAAUAGUGACCCGAGUCCAUCUCACACACCAACUGGUAAAGAACCGGACGAUGAUGAUGAGACAAAAACGCGUAGCACACCAAGUCCCACGGUGAAGGAUGCUCGCACAGUGGACAGGGGUAAGGGGGUAUUGGAACUUUACGAUGACAGUGAUUGGGAGGAACUGGAUAUUGAUAAACCGAAGGAGUUUGAGAAAGCGCUUGUUGAAACAACUGUGCCGUCACCGGUUGCAACCAAUAAAGAAGCCGAAGAAGGCGAACCAUCAAAGAACUCAAGCAGCGACACAGAUCCCGAUCGUUCUUAUACGCCGUGUCUAGAUGAGAAAACGCUAGAAGAAGAAGCCGCAAGCGGGCAACAGGCGGAUAAACCAGAAAGUGAUGCCAAGAAAAAUGAUGCAAACAAGUUGGACGAUGAGAAUGAAGAUGAAGAGAAGCGAGCGGGGGGUAUAGGCACUGAAUUAAUCUCUGAGGAUGAAAACUUGACAAACGAAAAUGAACCAAAGCGACGCAGUCGUAGUCAUAGUCGCAGUCGUAGUCGCAGUCGCCAUCGCAAAGAAGGAGGCUCCACAGCUGGACACAAAACCAAGCGUAGUUCGAGGCGUGGCAAAGAGAAUGCCGAAACAUUUAAGAAAGUGGGCAAACGUCGCAAGGAUCGCAACUAUCGGGGCGACAAGCAGCAGCAGCGACAAAAUCGAAGUCGCUCCCGGAGAAGUCACUCCAAGACGCCACGAUCUGGGACGCGCAGCAUAAGUCGCAGCCGCAGUCGUAGUCGUAGUCGAAGCCGUAUUCGCAACCGUAGUCGUUCCCGCAGCCGUAGUCCCAAUCCCCAUCGCAGUCGUAGUCUUAGCAAAUCACCACGCGGCCGUAGGCGUGGCAGCCGCUCUAAAUCGUAUUCCCGAUCAAGAUCAAACUCGGGUGGACGUCAGCGCUCAUCGUUUCGUGGUCGCGAACAUGGCAGAGGAUUUGGUCGAGGUCGUGGUGGCGGCAGUGGCGUACGAUUCAGUUCUCGCAAUCAGCAAUUCCAAAGUAGAACGUAUCAACACUCGUAUCAACAUCAACAGCAGUAUCCGCAACAACAGUAUUCAAAUUCGAAUCUGAAUCAGAAUCAGCAACAAAAUCAAUAUAAUACACAGCAGUUUUAUCAGCGUCCGAAACGCCGGGAACUGCCACGCUAUGAUGUCCGGAAUGUGGUGAGCGCCUCGCGUCAUCAGCAGAAGGAUCGAUAUGGGCGCGAUGCAGCACGAUCUGGGCGAAGUCGUUCGAUUACGUUUGAACGGCGACAACCAUCUCGUAGCUUCUCCCGUGGCUCUUCACGUGGUUCCCGCAGUCGAUCCGCUUCACCGAAGCGUUUUCGCAGUUUUAGCAUAUCGCCUUCACCGGGCGCGGGCAUUGCCGGGCAUCAUCAUCAACAUCAUCAUGAGCCAGGCGUUCGUCGACGCUCAAUGUCGCCAAUAGAUCGGCGGUUUAAUCGCUCACCAUCCCCAUCGCAAUUACCACAGGCUGCACAUCGCAACAGUCCUCUCCAUCAGCUGCAGCGUAGUCACAGCCCAAUGUCAUUGCAAUCCCGGUCGAAUACUCCGGCCCGUAUGAACGGCGGACGCAAUUUGUCGGGGCAUUCGCCACUUUAUUCGCCACGUUAUACGCCGCGUUUGAGUCGCAAUCGCUCAAAGAGUCCCAGGAAGAAAAAGAAAAAGAAGGGUGACAAAAAGAGGAAGAGCAAGAAGCGUCCUGCCAGCAGCAGUCCGGUUGGUCGCCAUCGUCGCCUCUCACGGCAACGUGAUCCCUUCGAUGAUGACGAUGAUUUUCUCGCUCCACAGCCGGGCAAAAAGUCCAAAAAGUCAUCGGGUGGCAUGGUAACUUCACAUUGGUCGCCAUCCCCCACGCCCAGUCUGUCUGGGGAACACAUAAAUUUCCUGCAUGGAAGUGCACCUGGUGGUGGCGGUGGCGAUAAGCCCGCCUCAUGGACACCGCCAUUGACAUCGCCACGAGCGCCUGGUGCGCACUACACGGAGAAUUCGCGACGUUGCCAGACGCCAGUAAUUAUUGGUAAAAAGGUCAAAACGAAGCGAGACAAGAGCCAGAAGAAGAAGAAGAAGUCGAUGGAAAGUAAACGUAAGGAGAAGAAACGCAAACGCCACACCAUGACACCUGAACCGAUGCCAUCUAAAGAAGUCUUUGCAUCUGGCAAUAAUAUUCUGGUUAGCGUCAGCUUUAACAAGGAGGCGAACAGCAACGCUUUAGCUGGGACGGCACAGCAACAGACGGUGGUGACGUUGCCGCCAACACGGGAUGAGUUCCUCAUUGGCCGACGCACAUCCAUCGAUCGGCUGACGAACAACAGCGGCAAGAAAUCGAAGCGAAAGCGAAAGAAAAUCGAUGCAAAGCCUGUGGCAAUUAUCGACCUGGAACGCUCACCAUUCCAGGUGCAUCAGGAGCCGGCCGAUGUUAUUGUCCUCACCGACAGCGAGGAUGCCAAUGAGAAUCAACUUCUAAUGCGACGUGAACGUCGACGUAGCAGCGUCGCCUCGGCCACGGAUCACCAGCUGAUGCGAGAGAAUGGACAGCGUGAGAAGACGCCAACAGCGGAUUUGGAAACCAUUAUGGAGACUUCAUAUGAAAAUCUGACUCAAACCACUGGGCCUAAGACGCCGCCAGAGCCACAUCUUGUUAAGUUCAAUUUACCCGCCAAAAAACAGCACAAAGUGCGUAAUAAUCCUCUACAUGACGAUGCCGACGAUAUACACUCUGCGGACGAAUUGGAAACAGGGUGUUCCAUGCGCAAUCCAGUUGAAGGGGAGCCCCAACAGCCACAUGUCAAUGAUGGUCUUAUUUCUACCCAGAAGAUUGGCCCGAAUACGCCACCCGAGUCGGGUCCAUGUUCUCCCGAUGCCUAUGAUCCAUUUGAGCCAACAAAAUCACCCUCCCUAUCACCGCGUUCGCCAACUCCAACGCCAGCUCAGAGCCUGGAGCCAAUGACGUUGCAAACCAGCACAGGAAGCGGUGGCCCUGCAGACAAAAUGGAUUCACUGAGCAGCAGUCAGAAGCACAGCAGCCACAGUGACGAACUGGCGGAUGCCAAUAAUGCCAGCACAUCGAAUUUAUCUGGCGCUAGCAAUGUCACUUCGCAAACGAAUUCAAAUGUCAUUAAUCCAGUCGAUCAGAUCAUGGCGCUGAUGAGUAAGCCCAGCAAUAGCAUUCAACAAGAAUUGGCCAACAAAUCCUGUGAUGCUGCAUCAACUCAGUAUCUCAACAGUACCACAAUGAGCACCUCGUUGGCGGUGUCCUGUGCUGAUGAUAAGUCUACUGAUAAUGCCAAUACCAUAACUGUUCUGUCCAAUGUCCUGCUCUCAAGUAGUACUGUUGUAUCCGCAUCUCAGCAUAUACCAGUUAUCUCAAGUCCCCCUACGACGCUGGCAAGGAAGCUAACAACACUACCCAAGACUGGAGGCAGUGUGGCCAGCAGCAGUAGUGGAAUUGGCAAUAUGCCAACUGGUAGUGGAACUUUACGUAAUGGUAACACUGCUGGUGCCGGAGGUGGAGCUGGCGGGCUGGAUGAUUCAUUCAACAUGGACAUUGAGAGUCCAUAUUCACCUGGCUCGGCUGACUAUGAGGAUUUAUUCGAGCCUCCGCCAGAUGGCAAUGCAGUUGGUGGCAUGAGGCGAUCCAAAGGCAGCGGCAAAACUGAGAUGUUUGACAAUCUCUUUGGCAGCAGCUCUCCCGUGGGACAAAUUCGAUUAUCAUCGCGUUUCAAUAAUGCGGGAGGAAGGAAACAGCAACGUGCUAAUAACAAAACCGAACGUAAAUCGAAAGCCAAAGGUAGCAAAGCGGUCGAGGACCAUGGAAAACUAUACGACGAUGUACCCAAUUCGGCGGUUGAUUUACAAAACAAGGAUAGGUUUUUGCGUAAGUUGAAUCGUCAGGAACGUGUUGUCGAGGAAGUGAAAUUGGUAUUGAAACCGCAUUUCAAUAAAAAAGUAAUUACGAAAGAAGAUUACAAGGAUAUUAUGCGACGCGCUGUACCAAAAAUCUGUCACAGUCGCUCUGGCGAAAUAAAUCCACACAAAAUCAAAAACUUGAUUGACGCCUACGUAAAGAGAUUCCGCGCUAAGCACAAGAAGUUAAGUGUACUGAAUACAGGGCAAGUAAGCAGUGCCGUCAAAUGUGCCGCAUAUUUAAAGAAGCUAUAAGCAAACGUAGAGUGUGGGUGGGGCGCGCGUUUUCUUUACAAAUCACGCAACAUCGUUUAACGGCCGCAUGCAUUCCUACGCCUCCAUCAAAUUCACAAUCGCCGCCCGUAAGCGCAAAUACAGAAAUUGUCCUUGCUAUUGAAGUUUAGUUGUUAAGUCAAUUUUAGGUUACGUUACGAAUGAUUUUAGUGUUUAAGUCAAUACAGAAGUGAAAAUAGUUAAUAAGCAGUAAAAUUUUCUCCUUCAUCUCCUUCUUUUUCCCAUCACCCCCUUCAAUGUAAGAAUAGCAAGCAAACAGUUACAAUAUACGAAAAUUAGUUGAUUAGUUUGUUUAUUCAUAUGACUUCGCACGUGGUUAUAAAUACUGUUUUGCUUUUAAAAAAAUGUAAGUAAGUGUAGAUUAUCGCAGGCAGGCAUGUAAAACGAAUAAAAUGUAUUUUAAUUUUGAUAAGUUAAACAAUUCAAUGAAAACUAAAUUAUUACUUCACCUCCACCUAUACUUUACCUAAUGCAGCAGUUAAUACUUUAACAAUUAUAAUAUAUUGACCAAUAAUUCAUUUUAUUAUAUUUUUUGUUAAAUAUUUACGCAAAUUGUCUGUUCAAGCAGAUAGCAUAGGUAUAUUUUAUUUGCAACGGAAUGAUAAAUGUAUAUUAUUAAACAAAGAAAUAUAAAAAACAUUGUAAUUAUGUAUCCAGCAUAAA